Molecule: messenger RNA, 899 nt
Organism: Abrus precatorius (Indian licorice)
Lineage: Eukaryota; Viridiplantae; Streptophyta; Magnoliopsida; Fabales; Fabaceae
Exons: 6
Coding region: 77-652 (191 amino acids)
Source: RefSeq, a predicted model, not a curated record
AUCCGGAUCCAGCGGGGUGCAUCGACGUUCCGUUCUUGAGCAGGUUUUGAUGAAAAUUUUGUGAGCUGAAUGAACAAUGCGCGCCCUAGCAGCUCAACUUUCGAAUUAUUUAUGCAGAAGAAGAGUUGGGGUCAAUCUGCGAUCUCAUAAUUUUUCAUCAUAUAAUGGCAAAGAGGAACUAUCAAUAGAGGAAGAAGCUGAGAGAAAAGUUGGGUGGCUAUUGAAGACGAUAUUUUUUGCGACUGCAGCCGCAGCAGGAUACCAUUUCUUUCCUUAUAUGGGAGAUAAUUUGAUGCAACAGUCCGUUUCACUUUUGCGUGUCAAGGAUCCGUUGUUUAAACGGAUGGGAGCUUCUAGAUUGGCUCGUUUUGCAGUUGAUGAUGAAAGGAGGAUGAAGAUAGUUGAGAUGGGUGGAGCCAAAGAACUCUUAAAUAUGUUAAGCACAGCAAAAGAUGACCGCACACGGAAAGCGGCAUUGCAUGCUCUCUCUGCAUUGUCAAACUCAGAUACAGCUCUUGCAUCCUUGCAUCAUGCUGGGGCCAUUUCAAUCAUUAGGUCUGCACCAAAUUCACUUGAGGAUGCAGAAGUUGAGAAAUUCAAGUUAAGCUUGAUGAAAAGGUUCCAAGAUCUGAGAUAUGAUGUGUCGUCGUGACUUUUACUUGAGGUGUUUGCCUUUUCUUGUUUUUGGUUGGUUUGGUGAAUGAAAUAUCAUCAUAGAGAGAGAGUAAGCUAGCAAUGAAAGCAUUUUUGAAGAAGACUAGAAAUGACUCUGUAUCUUUUGACUAAAUCUAGUAGAAGACUAUAGUUCUAUUAUCAUUUUGUAUUUUUCACUUGUCAAGUGCAAUUUGAGGCUCACUGUUAUGCCAAUCGUAAUAAAAUGGAAAAUUUUUAUGUGCCCG